GAGGGAGAGGAGGUGCGUAGAUCGGUGCGAGCGUGAAUUCCGAGUGAUCGUUCGUGCUCUGGGUUUGUCUGCUCUAGCUGAGAGAACUGCAGUUGAGAUCACUGGCCUCGUCUAAAGAGAAUACUCCAGAGGAUGAGACCACCUUCACGUCCUUGUACCCCAUCAUGUCAUCUUUGGGCGCGGGGGCGGUAGCCGGGGCCGUGGCCAAGACAGUUAUCGCCCCACUCGACCGAACCAAAAUAAACUUCCAGAUCCGAAAUGAGCCUUAUUCACUACGCAAGGCGUUCAAGUUUCUGGGAGAAAGCUACCAUAGAGACGGGCUGUCGUCAUGGUGGCGCGGAAACUCGGCUACGAUGGCCAGGGUUAUCCCCUACGCAGCUCUGCAAUAUUCCUGCCAUGAACAAUACAAGAUAUUGCUCAAGGUAGAGACGACCGAACAGCGCGCACAAAGGCACGGCACAUGUUUCAUUGCGGGAAGCUUAGCAGGAGUCACAGCUGCUUCGGUGACCUACCCGUUGGACCUAGCCAGAGCUCGAAUGGCGGUUUCUCGCUGCGAAACGUACAAAAAUCUGAGUGAAGUCUUCUUGAAGAUAUGGAAGAACGAAGGACCGCAAGCCCUCUACCGAGGCUUCGUGCCCUCGUUACUCGGGGUGAUCCCAUACGCAGGAACGAGUUUCUUUACAUACGAGUUCCUGAAACGUCAUCGUUCGACUCAACUCAACCUAGUCAGCGAGAAAGAAAUAGGCCAAUUACAUCCCAUGGAACGGCUAAUUUUCGGAGCGAUCGCCGGUCUCUUGGGUCAGAGCACAUCGUAUCCUCUCGAUAUUGUGAGGAGGAGAAUGCAAACGUCCAGACUGACGGGUCAAAAAUACAAAACCAUCCGAGGGACGAUACUGCACAUCAGAAAGCACGAAGGCCUACGCCGAGGACUGUACAAGGGAUUAAGCAUGAAUUGGAUCAAAGGGCCCCUCGCGACGGGCACGUCUUUCACGGUGUACGACAUCAUCAAACACUUCCUCGAUCAUCACAUAUGAGGUUUCGAGCCUGACUUGGUCUGUGUGGCCAAGCAUCUGCGGAUAAAACGAAGGAACAGUUCGCCGCACAAGACCGAAUUUAGCUGCUUCGAGGGCGAUACGGCUCCCGUAAAAGAGUUCUGCCUUGGUCUCGUCCCCCGCCGCGGGACCGAUUUGUAAUUUCUCGUUCCAGGUACACUAAGGCGAAGAGUGAUUAUUUCGAAAAGCUCAGAUGACUCUAGCGAAAAUUUAGUUUAUGAUAAAAGAGCGGAAUAAACACUGU
Galendromus occidentalis (western predatory mite) is the source of this 1296-nucleotide messenger RNA. It is a transcript of the gene DPCoAC, whose product is annotated as dephosphocoenzyme A carrier. The coding region runs from base 165 to 1034 and encodes 289 amino acids. Gene Ontology annotation, biological process: transmembrane transport. Gene Ontology annotation, cellular component: mitochondrial inner membrane. NCBI's taxonomy places the organism in Eukaryota, Metazoa, Arthropoda, Arachnida, Mesostigmata, Phytoseiidae. The record is from RefSeq and is a predicted model, not a curated record. The transcript has 6 exons.